AUGAAGAAACUUUUUGUAACUUAUGAUUCUAGAACCUCGGGACCUUCUCCCGCCAUACAACUUCUAGCGCGCUUCAAGGCGUUCCUCCUGAAGUCCAGCAGCAAAACCAACGGCAACGUCUAUGACCACCUGACGCAAGUGCUGGUGAAGAUCAUUGAGGAGCGUCCGGCGGAUGCGGUGGACGUGAUUGAGGACAUUAGCCACAACGUGAAGCGGGCGCUGUACGUGGACUCGCAGAGCACUCUGAGAGACCUGAGCGAGGAGACACCAGUGGAGACCAUGGCCCAGCAACAACAAGACCUGUUCAAGCUACUACCAGAGGGCGACCAGGAGUAUGAGCUGGUAACCAUGACUACACUGAUGAAGUCUCUCCGUCUCCAGAUUCCUCACAGGUCACAUCAGACUGUCACGGUGAAGAAGAUGACAAGAGCCCGCCCUUCCCAACCUGCCGGAGAGAUCAUCGGGACGGAGAGGAACUACCUAAUCGCGGAGGCCGAGUACAGAGAAGGAGAAGAGGAGGAGGAGCAGAACGCGGAGGAGGCGCCUGGAGAGGAGCAGGAGAAACAGGACACAGAGAUGGACUCCCUCCCAAAGUGGACUUACAAGCCCCCGCCGGUGGUUCCCACGGAGGCCGUAGGGACAGGGACCAACAGAUACAUGUACUUUGUGUGUAACGAGCCGGGCCUGCCCUGGACGAAGCUUCCCACGGUAACUCCGGCUCAGAUCACAACCGCACGACUCAUUCGCAAGUUUUUCACCGGGAGACUGGACGCUCCCAUCGUCAGCUGCCCCCCUUUCCCCGGCAACGAGAGCAACUACCUGAGAGCCCAGAUUGCCCGCAUCUCCGCUGGGACUCAGGUGAGUCCACAGGGGUUCUACCAGUUCAGAGAGGAGGAGGGGACGAAGGCAGAGGAAGAGGUGCCCCAGGACGGCUACGAGGUCCACCCAGAGUUUGAAGGCGUCGCAGCCGUGAAGCUGGCAGAGUCUCUGUCGGCCUGGGUCCAUCACACACAGCACAUUCUGAAGCAGGGUCGCUGCAUGUGGGUGAAUCUCACGCUCAAAAACACGGAGGAGGAGGAGGAGGGGGAGGAGAGAGAGGAAGCAGAGCCAGAGCUGGGGCCUCCGCUGCUCACACCACUGUCCCAGGACGAAGAGGGGUUCCAGACGCUGCCCUGGACCCUGAGGAUGUCGUCCCGUCUGACCCCAGAACCCGCUCUGGCUUUUGUUCGGUCCAACUUGUGGCCUGGAGCCUACGCCACGGGAAAGAAGUUUGAGAACGUGUACGUGGGCUGGGGGCUGAAGUACACGGCGCAGAGCUGCAGUCCCCCGGUGCCGCCGCGGCCUCAGAGAGAGUACCUCACCGGACCGGACGUCAUGGAGGUACCAGACCCCACGGUGGAGGAGGAGCAGGAGGAGCGAAGCUUUUUCAGAAAGAAGCUGAGCUUGGCCUGGAGGAUAUUCAAGAGAGACCGAGAGUGUAAGCGCUGGCUGUACACAGUUCUGAUAUUAACGCUGUAUCUACUCGUGGUUCUGUUGAUCUUUCUGAUUUAA
Molecule: messenger RNA, 1551 nt
Organism: Knipowitschia caucasica
Lineage: Eukaryota; Metazoa; Chordata; Actinopteri; Gobiiformes; Gobiidae
Source: the annotation of a GenBank genome assembly